Entrophospora sp. SA101 is the source of this 544-nucleotide messenger RNA. The record is from the annotation of a GenBank genome assembly. NCBI's taxonomy places the organism in Eukaryota, Fungi, Glomeromycota, Glomeromycetes, Entrophosporales, Entrophosporaceae.
UACCAGUGCAAAGGUCCGAAAGCUUGCUUCUGGCGAUCCUUCUUGGGCUAAACAACCUGAUAUGAUCGGGAAGAUUGUCAAUAAUGAAAAAUUUGUUUAUGAAGCGAUGUUUGGAGAAGUAACAGGCGAGGGUAAGAACAACAUGGAAAAGAAAAACCUAAUUGAUCUGAUUAGGUUGGGAUUAUUUAUGAAGGACUCGCUAGAUAUUAUUCUACAAAAAAAUGAUAUUAAUCGUGUUUUUGCUUGGCAAGUCAUCGUGACAGAGUGGACCGGUUAUUUAAUGACAUUAAUUUCUCCUGGAGUCUAUCUUAUGAUAGAUACUGGUGUUAAUGUGGAAUUGCCAAGAUCUUUUGAAACAUGCUGUAUGUUUUUAAAUGGAUUGGAUACACUGCGUGCAUUCGAGCUGGCAUAUGAACAAAUGGUGAAGGAAAUCCUUUUGGCAAUAAAUAAGAAUGAAGAAGACCCUGAGAAUAAUAAGUUCAAAACAUGGCAUCGACCAACACUUGGGACACCAGCGUUCAAAAGAAUCGUCAAAUUAAAAUGA